AUGCAUUCACCGCUCAGAUCUCUGACCUGUCUGUCGUUUGCGAUUGCUACGGCGUCUUCUCAGUCGGUAUACACUGUCUGGCCAUGGCCAGGUCAUCCACCGCCGUUACCUCCAGUUCCGGUGUAUGUCACCACAUCGACAGUUGACAAGACUUGGAUUGUCACUUGUCCGGCGCCGCCGACGGUCUUCAUCAACGUGACCGCGACCGAGUAUGUGCCCGUCACUGCUACAACGACCGCCUCGGAGUUUUUCACCGACACCACCACUACGUCCGAGUUCUUUACUGACACAACCACUACGUCUGAGUACUUCACUGAUACGACCACCACUUCGGAGUUCUUCACAGACACCACCACCACCUCCGAGUUCUUCACUGACACAACCACUCUUCCAAUCACAAUCUACCAGACCAUCAUCUCUACAUCGAUUGUUACAACGACCCAAACAGUGACAGAAACAACGACGACCAUCUCCAUUACCCCAACGACUUUGACCACACCUACGACUGCAACGGUGACAACCCCAACUACCGAGACAGUGACAACUCCGACAACUGAAACAGUGACCACUCCCACCACAGCGACGCUCACAGAAACGUCAAUUUCGACGACCCCGACCACCGCGACGGCAACAGAAAUCAUCUCGAUAUACGAGAUCACAACUCAGGCCACGAGCAUUACGUUAUGUCCAACUCGGAUAGCCAAUCCAACUUACACCGCCGCCGGGCCGUAUCCCACGGACUGGACCUGGGGCUGUCCUCCAGGCUGGCUGUGCAAACCUGUUCUGGAGAACUGCAACUUCGAAGCUGGCAUUCCGGAUCGAAACUUCCUCUGCAGUCCGAACGAAUGUAUCCCGGCGUCAGUCCUUCCCGCGACGCUGCCCACCUGGGACGCGGACAUCUAUGGAAACUCUACGCCUGCAACAAACCCAGCCCUUCGUGUCAAUGCUAUUGAUCAUUUCUUCAACAUGGACCCGACCCAGUUUGGGCUGACAUAUGAGAUCUUCGUCGUUAACGAAGUCUUGACCCGGACCACCACUAUCCUCUUACCACCGAGUCCGACCGUUGCAGCGAGACAAGCGCAGACCAGCGUUCCGGGAGCUUGUUAUCCGUGGUGUAAUAACUGUCUGUUAGAGGCUCAGUCGAACGGGAAGACGUCCAAACUCUGCGUGCCAGGCUCAGCAUUUGAGGUGUCCCUCGCGCAGUGUGAGCAAUGCAUUGACUACCACAAGGCCGAUGACUCCGCCAGUUUUGUCCAGAUCGCACCGCAGUUCCAACAGUUCCUCGACUACUGUGAACAGUUCUCGACUAUUGUUGUAAGUACCACCGUAACGACACCUACGACAAAUGCUGCUGGUUCAACGGUCAACACGGCUACGGGAACCAUAUCGACCACGGUCACGCCGAAGAGUUCAGCACCUCCACCUCCCUCGACCCCAUCGAGCUCGAUCGUCACGAUUGCAACGCUCACACCAGUCCCGUCAACGACGACGGCUACUUCAGAGAGCUCAACAAUGACAGCAACGGUGUCAACCCUAUCGACAGUCCCCACCACGACAUCAUCACCGUCGUCAACACCACCAGCACCAAUCUCUUCGGCGACCCAGCCGUACACGACAACCGAGACUGUCGUAACCACCAGUUACUCCCAUCGCACAGUUUCCGGCAGCGCCUGGGGUCAAAUAACAAUCAUCAUGCCAGUCGGCACCAACAGCACCACCACCGUGUAUGGCUCUGAUUUGACCAGUGGAGGCGCCACACUUGUUCUUCCCACCUCUCCCACCACCAGUACCUAUACCACAACCCUGACAGUGACUCCCAGUGGGGAGAUCUCGGCACUUGCGACAUCCAGUGGGUCCUCGGGAGCCACGGUCGCAGCAUCCGGCACCUCGACGGCACCACCGUCCUCGUUCACAGGUGCCGCAAGCGCACUGAAGUUCUCCGCCGGAACCUACCAAUUCCAAACCACGGCUUUCGCGUUAACAAUCAUCAGCCUCCUAGCCACGUUGCUACUAUAA
Messenger RNA from Cladophialophora carrionii CBS 160.54, 2016 nucleotides. RefSeq lists its product as uncharacterized. The record is from RefSeq and is a predicted model, not a curated record. The transcript is spliced from 3 exons. NCBI's taxonomy places the organism in Eukaryota, Fungi, Ascomycota, Eurotiomycetes, Chaetothyriales, Herpotrichiellaceae. Bases 1 to 2016 code for a protein of 671 amino acids.